Molecule: messenger RNA, 2208 nt
Organism: Symbiodinium sp. CCMP2592
Lineage: Eukaryota; Dinophyceae; Suessiales; Symbiodiniaceae
Source: the annotation of a GenBank genome assembly
AUGGCAGCCGGCGAUCCUGUGACUCAUAGGGUUUCAACGAAACGCCAGCAGUCACGAGACGACAGCGAAAGCCGGCCGAAGAAGAAGGCAAGGCCGUCGAAGCUUGAAGUGUCCCGGCACGAAAGACUCAUGGUCUCCUUGCAGAAGUGUGCUACUAAGAGUAGCCUCGCAGCCCCUCCUGUUGCGAUUAAGAAGGGCCGAAAAGAACAGCAAGAAACCGAAGUCGCAAAGGAAAAGAAGGAAAGCAAGGAGAAGAAGGAAGUCAAAGAGAAGAAGGAAAGCAAAGAGAAGAAGGAAAGCAAAGAGCAGAAGGAAAGCAAAGAGCAAGUCAAAGAGAAGAAGGAAAGCAAAGAGCAGAAGGAAAGCAAAGAGCAGAAGGAAAGCAAGGAGAAGAAGGGAAGCAAAGAGAAGAAGGAAAGCAAAGAGCAGAAGGACUGCAAGGAGAAGGAGGAAAGCAAAGAGAAGAAGGAAAGCAAAGAGAAGAAGGAAAGCAAAGAGCAGAAGGAAAGCAAGGAGAAGGAGGAAAGCAAAGAGAAGAAGGACAGCAAAGAGCAGAAGGUCAGCCAGGAGCAGGGAGGAAACAAGGAGAAGAAGGGAAGCAAAGAGCAGAAGGAAAGCGCAGAGCAGAGGGACCACAAGAACAAGAAGGACAGCAAAAGGGGAGUGCAGGAGGCAAGCAAGGAGCAGAAGGAAAGCAAGGAGAAGAAGGCAAGCAAAGAGAAGAAGGAAGACCAGACGGCCAAGAAGCGGAAGAAGGAAGGCACAAGCAAGCAGGACGACAAUGAAACGGCGGAAGCCUUCGAUGAGGUGGCAUUCCUGGAGGCGGAGCUUGCAGCUCGGGAGCUAGCGGAAGCCCAAGAGGACUCGGAGGUUUCAGAUGGCGAGGCACCCGAAGCUUCGGAAGAAGCCAAGGACGAUGAAGAGGAGGACGAGCCAGAGCAGGAGGAGACCAGUGCUCCAAGGACCCCAGGUGCCGGCGCUUUGGACAGUGACGAGGAGCUGCCUCAGUCGCAAGAUUGUGUCUUGGACGAAGAGGACAUGCAGUCCGACUCGUCAAGCGACCAGUCGGAGGAGAACGUGGACGGCGACUCCUUGAGUGACGCUGAGGACACAAAGGCGUUGAGUACGGCCGUGGCGACUGAGCCCGUUCGGAACAGUGCCACACACAGGAAGGAAUGGGCGGUUUUUGAUCGUGCCAUUAAGAACCGCCAGAAGUUCCCCGUCGCUCUGAGCAACUAUGCGAGCAAGUCCAAGACGGAUUUGUUUGCUGCAUGGCUCGAUUGCAAUGGCAAUUGGGAUGUUCUUGCUAUUCAGGGAAAGGACUUGAAGACAAAGUACACAGACGAGGCAGAAGACUUUUCCGUUUCCGGUUGCACAGUUCAGGCUGAACACAUUUGCCAGGCAAUGUACAAGCAAGUGAUUGCAGCAAGAAAAGCCGAAGGCCGCUGGUACAAAGACAAGGACUUCCCCGAGAACGAAGAUGAAGCAUGGUAUUACAUGCCGAAGGGCCACCUGCUGCGGCUUGACAAUGCCACGAGCGAAGAACAAAAGUUGUCUGUCGAACAAGGUAUGGAUGAGGACUUGGCGAAGGUACUGGAGGAGAACAACCUGCUUCAGGCAGGCACCUUGCCUGCGGUACACGCAGCCACUGAGGCUGGCGAGAAGGCGCUUCUGGCCUUCUUCGAUGAGGGUGCUGCUGUGGCAAAGCGAACACCGAAACCCAGGAAGGACAAGGAGUCAACGGAGGAUGCCAAGGAGAUGGAACCGAAGACCGUGCGCCAGCUGGUGGCAGAAGCGAAGCCGGAGAUCCUGAAGGAUGCUUCGAAAGCUCGGGAAACCUCCCUCACCCUGAACAACCUCAACUACGGUGAAAAGUUGGCCGAACAGCUGCUGAAUUACUCCAGGCAGAUGGAGCUGACCUACAAGAGGCUAGCUGAGCUGGAGGCAAAGGAGAGCACCGAGGAUGCCGAGUUGAACAAGUUUCUGAAGUAUGUGGCCAAGAAGAAGCCAUGGUUCCAGCAAGCCCGCUCACUGAUCUUGCGUUGCUGCGGUGUGCGAGUUUUGUUGGAUCUGUGUGCGGAACACAUGCUUGCUAAGGCAGCAGCAAACGGCCUGCAGUCUGGAUUGAAAGCAAAGAAGAAGAAGGCAGGAGCCAAAGCAAGCGCCAAAGGUGCUGCUGCGAAGCCUGCCGCAAAAGCGGCUGCUUGA